AUGGUCACUAGCAAGGUCUAUCCUGUUCCAUUCGAAGACAAGCUUGGCGAAGAUGAGCUCAACAGGCUCAAGAGGCGCAUCAAUGAAGCUCUUUUUAAUGACAAGGAACGAAACACCAAUGUCAUUGUCUUUGAUCGCAAUCCUCUUUCUGACAAGGAGUUGGAUGAGGUCAUGACCUACAUCAGCAGCCAUGCAAUUGUCACCUCUGUCAAGCACACCAUGGACGCCAUUGAGGCCACCACUGAGGAUGAUCGCAAGGUCAACAUCACUCUCUUUUUUGGUGGUAUCUGUUUCAACCGCAAGAUCGUUCAAGCCAAGAAGAAAGCUCGCGAAUCUGUUGAGUCUGCAGACUCUGCUUUCGGAGCCUUUGAGGAUGUCACCGGUCAAGGAUUGACACAAAAUCGUUGA
Molecule: messenger RNA, 408 nt
Organism: Seminavis robusta
Lineage: Eukaryota; Bacillariophyta; Bacillariophyceae; Naviculales; Naviculaceae
Source: the annotation of a GenBank genome assembly